This is a messenger RNA of Parnassius mnemosyne (clouded apollo), 378 nucleotides long. Lineage: Eukaryota; Metazoa; Arthropoda; Insecta; Lepidoptera; Papilionidae. The record is from the annotation of a GenBank genome assembly.
CUGAAUUCAUGGAUUCAUAAUAUUUUUUUACCCAACUUGCAAAAGCCCGAAAGUGUGUCAAACAAGAUAUAUGAAUCUCUUUUAGAAAUGUCAUCAGACACAAGUAUGGAGUCACUGUUCAAAACGACGCCUCUCAACGAUUUUUGGCGCAGAAUCCGUGAUGAAUAUCCAAUGCUUGGCAGAAUGGCUCUGAAUAUUCUUCUCCCGUUCCCAACAACAUAUUUGUGCAAAACAGGAUUCUCAACCUAUGCAGCCACGAAAACAAAAUAUCGCAAUAGACUGGACGCCGAACCUGAUAUGAGACUUCAAAUGUCUUCUAUUAAACCUGAUAUCAACCAAUUGAUGAAAAAUAAAAAACAGUUUCAUACCUCCCAUUAG